UCGCCUCUCUCACUGACAUUUACAAAAAAAUAUUCGCGGAGUGUGUGAGCAGACAGCGCAAAAUUUUGCCGGUAUUUUUUCAUUUGUCGUUCCUAAUUGAUUGUUGUUGUGAUACAUCGAUAUAAGUACGAUAAGGUGUUUAUUAAGAAGAAAGCGAAAAAAAUAACACAGAAUUUCUAAAAAGUGCAAAGAAAUAAAAGAAACAAUAAUACAAUAUGUCUGAACUUCCCGGUGUUUUGAACCAGUUAUUCAGCUUCGUCGAAGAAAACAAAGCCAAAUACAUUGAUGUCCUUAAAACUGCCGUUGCCAUACAAUCCGUUUCCGCAUGGCCCGACAAACGCGGUGAAAUCCAACGUAUGGUCGAAUGGACUGCUGAUAAACUGAAGGCUUUGGGUGCUGAAAUUGAAUUGGCCGACAUUGGUCAACAAACUUUGGUCGGUGGCAAAAAGAUACCUCUGCCCAAUGUUAUUCUAGCCGAUUUGGGUAAAGAUCCCAAAAAGAAAACCGUUCUAGUCUAUGGCCAUUUAGAUGUACAGCCCGCCCUCAAAGAAGACGGUUGGAAUACCGAACCCUUUGAAUUGACCGAAAUUGAUGGCAAACUAUUUGGCCGUGGUGCUUCCGAUGACAAGGGACCCGUCCUAUGCUGGAUUCAUGCCGUUGAAGCUUUCCAAAAACUUGGCAUCGAAUUGCCGGUCAAUCUGAAAUUCGUUUUCGAGGGCAUGGAAGAGAGUGGCAGUGAAAAUUUGGAUGAUCUAUUGAUGGCACGUAAAAAUGAUUUCCUUGCCAACACCGAUUUUGUGUGCAUUUCCGAUAACUAUUGGUUGGGCAAGAAACGUCCCUGCCUCACCUAUGGCCUGCGUGGUUUGGCCUACUAUACCGUGGAGGUGGAAUGUGCCCGCAAAGAUUUACACAGCGGCGUAUUUGGCGGUACCGUUCACGAGGCCAUGCCUGAUUUAUGCUGGUUGCUAAGCACAUUGGUUGAUAAGGACACCAAGAUCCAAAUUCCCGGUAUUGAAAGAGACAUUGCUCCCUUGCUGCAUAACGAAAAUGAAAUCUAUCAAAAUAUUGAUUACGAAGUUGAAGAUUACAAGAACGAUGUUGGCACCACCAAACUACCACACAAUGAAGACAAAACCCGCUUGCUUAUGGCCAGAUGGCGUUAUCCAUCCCUGUCGAUACACGGCAUUGAAGGUGCCUUCUAUGAGCCUGGUGCAAAGACUGUCAUCCCCGCCAAGGUAAUUGGUAAAUUCUCCAUUCGUUUGGUACCCAAUCAAGAUCCCGAACACAUUACCGAAUGUGUAACCAAAUAUUUGAACGACAAAUGGGCUGAACGUGGAUCACCAAAUAAAAUGAAAGUUUCUUUGGUUUCGGCUGGCAAGCCAUGGACUGAAGAUCCCAAUCAUCCACACUAUGAAGCUGCCAAGACUGCCAUUAGACACGUUUUCAAGGUGGAUCCUGAUAUGACACGCGAGGGUGGUUCUAUUCCCGUUACCUUGACCUUGCAAGAGGCCACCGGCAAGAAUGUCAUUCUUGUGCCAGUGGGAGCCUGUGAUGAUGGUGCCCAUUCGCAGAAUGAAAAGAUUGACAUAUUUAAUUACAUUGAGGGAACCAAACUUUUGGGUGCCUAUCUCUAUGAAGUUGGUAAAUUGUAAUCAGUUUCAGUACUGGUCGUUUCAUCAUAUUUAGCAAAGAAGUAAUUAAUACAUCACAUUUAUUUUGAGAAGCCGGGCUUCUGUAAUUCUGUUUUCAAAGUUUCUCUUUUUUAAUACUUUUAUACUUGUUAUUUAAAUAAAAGCAUAACAAAAACAUUUAAA
Messenger RNA from Musca domestica (house fly), 1814 nucleotides. RefSeq names its product cytosolic non-specific dipeptidase (gene Cndp2). Bases 216 to 1652 code for a protein of 478 amino acids. The transcript is spliced from 5 exons. The record is from RefSeq and is a predicted model, not a curated record. NCBI's taxonomy places the organism in Eukaryota, Metazoa, Arthropoda, Insecta, Diptera, Muscidae. Gene Ontology annotation, biological process: proteolysis. Gene Ontology annotation, molecular function: metallodipeptidase activity.